AUGCUGUGCUGUGGGCCCAGCUCCAUGCUGCUGCUGCUGGCGCUGCUGCUGGGGGCGGCCACCGCUGCCCCCCUGGCGCCUAGACCCUCCAGGGAGGAGCUCACCCGCUGUCUGGCAGAAGUGGUCACAGAAGUGCUGACACUGGGCCAGGCCCAAAGAGGACGCUGCAUGGCUCUCCUCCACAAAGAGAUCUGUGAGUCCGAGCCCUAUGGCUGUGUGUCCACUGAGGAGAAAGGCAUGCUGGCUGGGGCUCUCAAGAAGCAGGAGGCUGGGAAGACAAGGGCCAGCCAGGAGGUGAGAGACGAGGAAGAGGAGGAGGCCGCAGAGAGGACUCACAAGUCUGAGGUCCGGGAACAGGCCAUCCACGAGCAGCUCCGCCACCGGCUCCACCAAGAGGAGGAUGAGGAGGAAGAAGAGGAGGACAAGAAGAGGGGGCCCAUGGAUACCUUCCAGGACCUGUGGCAGCAGCGUCUAGAGGGCGGAAGGGGCCCCCAGAAGCGGAUGGCAGAAAAGGCCAGCGACGAGGAGACAGCCCAGUUUGAAGCAGAAGAGAAGGGCGUGCAGGUGCUGGGUGGGGACCGCAGCCUGUGGCAGGGGACCAGCAGGGGCGAGGGAGAUGGGCACGGGGACUUGCCACCCCACCACCACCACCACCGCCCACCCGAUGCUGAGCCCAAGCAGGAGGAGAAGGAGGAGGCUUUGGAGAGGGAGGAGCAUGCUGUGGAGCAGCUGGAGCACAUGAGAGAUGAGCUGAAGAAGGCAACAGAGACGCUGGGGGAGCAGCUCAGGAGGGAGGGAUGGCCCCACCCCAGGCCCACCUUCUUCCCAACACACCCCACAGCUUAGGACUGUUGGCCUCAAAGCCCCCACCUCUCCUGUAUCUCUUGGCCCCCCACCUGGCAGGGGUGGCAAGGGAAUGCCUUGUAACCAAGUCUGAGAGACCGAGUCUGAGACGGGGAGAAGUCUGGGCUCAGACCUGACUCGGGACACACCCCCAACACCCAUCCAUCCCCACCGGCCCUUCUGAGUGAAUAAAGCAAAAGAAAACCAC
Molecule: messenger RNA, 1051 nt
Organism: Carlito syrichta (Philippine tarsier)
Lineage: Eukaryota; Metazoa; Chordata; Mammalia; Primates; Tarsiidae
Gene: CCER2
Product: coiled-coil glutamate rich protein 2
Exons: 5
Coding region: 1-846 (281 amino acids)
Source: RefSeq, a predicted model, not a curated record